This is a messenger RNA of Punica granatum (pomegranate), 1149 nucleotides long. Lineage: Eukaryota; Viridiplantae; Streptophyta; Magnoliopsida; Myrtales; Lythraceae. The record is from RefSeq and is a predicted model, not a curated record.
AUGACCCGACUGGCUUGGGCUAGGCUGUUUGUGGCUGGGGCUGCAGCUGCGGUGACCAUGUGGGUUUGUGCCAUGAGCAUAGGAACUUGGGGUGAGACAGCAUCAAACCCAAGAGUGGUCAAUUGGUCUUCUUCCAUUUCUACAUCCCCUUUACCAGCAACCAGAGGAUCCGGCAUACGCAUCCAUUCCAGUAGCCAACCCAAAGUCGCAGCAACAGCUUUGACUCUGCACGAGUAUGAACGCCACGGUUUUCUGAUGGUUUCAGCUAAUGAAGGACUGAAUCAGAUGAGAGCAGGUGUACUUCCUAGGAUGCAGAAGUACAAGGUCCUGCACUUCCAGAAGACUGAUACGAGGCUUGCCAACAAUGGGCGUCCUGAAUCGGUUCAGAAGCUGAGGUGCCAAGUGAACUACGGGGCGCUGAGAUUUGCUGCUCCGAUAGAUGAGCUCUGGAAGAAGAUUGUGGGUUUUCUGAGGCAGAAGGGACCCUUCUUGGCUCUUCACCUCAGAUAUGAGAUGUUCAUGCUUGCUUUUUACGAGGCUCAAGGUCUCAAUGAUGAUAACUAUUCAAUUCCAUGGUGGAAAGUGAAAGAGAUAGACUGGGUGAAGAAGAGGACUGCAGGACAAUGCCCUCUGACCCCGGGAGAAGCUGCACUGACCCAGCCAGCAGUAGGAAUCGACCGGAACACCCGAAUCUACGUCGCUGCGGGAGAGAUGUAUGUAGGGGAGAGAAGAAUGGCGAGUCUAAAAGCAGCUUUCCCCAACCUGGUAAAGAAGGAGACAGGACUGGAGGCCUCAUACCUCAUGCCCUUUAGGAAACACUCAAACAUGAUGGCAGUAAUAGACUACUAUGUUUCAUUGGAGAGUGAUUUGUCUGUUCCUACUGAUAGUCGGAACAUGGCACAAGUUUUGCAAGGCCAUAGAAGAUUGUUAGGUUACAAGCUGACUAUUCUUCUAGACAGGAUGUUGUUAAUCACGUUGAUUGAUCAGUACAUGAACGGGACUCUAAAUUGGGACGAAUUUGCCUUGCUCGUGAAGACAGCUUAUGCAGAUCACAUGGGUAAGCCAGCUAAGAGAAUGGAGAUUCCGGCGAAACCUAAUGAAGAGGAUUACUUCUAUGCCAACCCACAUGAAUGCUCAUCCCCAGGUUGA